Messenger RNA from Fusarium odoratissimum NRRL 54006, 720 nucleotides. RefSeq lists its product as uncharacterized. Bases 1 to 720 code for a protein of 239 amino acids. The record is from RefSeq and is a predicted model, not a curated record. The transcript has 3 exons. Lineage: Eukaryota; Fungi; Ascomycota; Sordariomycetes; Hypocreales; Nectriaceae.
AUGGAAAACCCUCAAUUCGAUAGCAUAUCCUUCGGUGACCCUAAUGCUGCCUCCAUUGACUUUAACAAGGAUGUUCUUGGCAUUCUGUCUUCUUUUCAGUUUGCGACACGAUUCGAUCCGACAGCGGCUUCUGAUUGUUUUACCUCGCCUGGCUUCGGUCUGUGUAUAUAUGGAUCUGACGCACACGUUUUGAAAGAUUACUACCGUCUUAUUCAUCCCGCAUUUCCUAUCCUGCCUCCGCCCAUGGAAAACAGCUACCAGGAGUCCGUCGAGUGGCUCUCACCGGAGGUUAUGACUAGUGGAUAUGAGCCAUCCUCCCCUCUCGUGCUGGCUCUCCUUUCACUGCUUGUCUUGAUGCCCCAGAAGGGUAAGCGACCAGCUGCCGACGCUGGUGCUGCUGAGUUGAAUGCGUCAUUGGCCACCUUCCUAGCCAACAAAGCUACCGGACUACUCCAAGUCUGUGCCGACAAGCAAUCCCCAUAUGGAGCGUCGUCCCUUCAUCCAAAGCUACCUGUGGAAUACGAGAAGCCUUUAGCAUAUUGUGUCCUUAGCCUUUAUCAGUAUGUUCACUGCGGAAACACAAUUAUGAUGAGACGUCUUGCCGACAAAGCAUUUGAUGCAUGUCUUGCUCUACGCUUGCAUGAAUUAGAGGACGAUGGCAGUGAAUACUGCGAGGCUAGGAACAGAACAUGGUGGAAGACAGUGUUUUCUAUCUGCUAA